AUGGCUAACACAGAGUACGGCCUCUACGAGAUGGCAGGACCGGACUGGGAGCAGCAUCAGCCGGAGCGAGUUGGCGGUGGCGUGGGCGGCGGCGCGGGGACGACGGGCGGCCGGGAGGAGCUGCGGCAGAUCACGGCCAGGGCCGGGGCCGGGGCCGGGUCCUGGGAAGCCGCUGCCGCCGCCUCGGCCCGGGAUCGCGGGCGGCGGGUCGGCUGGGCUCGGCCCGGCCCCGCCUGGUCCGCCCCGCCCCGCCCCUGCGCGCAGAGCAGGCCGAGGCGGAGCGGCGCGCCCCCUGCGACGCCCGAGCCCGAGCCCGAGCCCGAGCCCGAACCGGAGCGCCGCGACAUCCGAGCGGGAACCGGAGCGAGAACCGGAGCUGGAGCCGAAGCUGGAGCCGGCACUGCGGCGCACGGAGCGGAGCGCGGCAGCCAAGCCGAGUUAGUGGAGGGGCCUUCCCUGCAAGAAGUCAGAGCUGUGUCCGUGGGCAGGCUGGCUCCACUGCUCUGCUCCAAGGAUUACAUGUCCUUCAAACACCCCUGCCCCUUAGCACGAUACAACCGCACCAGCUACUUCUACCCCACAUUCUCAGAGAGCUCAGAGCACAGCCAUCUGCUCGUGUCUCCUGUGCUGGUGGCAAGUGCUGUCAUAGGUGUGGUCAUCAUCCUCUCCUGCAUCACCAUCAUCGUGGGCAGCAUCCGCAGGGACAGGCAGGCCCGGCUCCAGCGGCACCGCCACCACCAUCACCGCCGCCACCACCACCAUCACCGCCGCCGCCACCGACACCAAGAGUACGAGCACGGCUACGUGUCUGGCGGGCACACAUACAGCCGCUCGAGCCACAGGAUGCGCUAUGCCUGCAGCCCCACUGAGGACUGGCCCCCACCCUUGGACAUCAGCUCCGAUGGCGAUGUGGAUGCCACAGUGCUCAGGGAGCUGUACCCAGAUUCUCCACCAGGCUAUGAGGAGUGUGUGGGGCCAGGGGCCACUCAGCUGUACGUCCCCACGGAUGCACCACCGCCCUACUCGCUGACCGACUCCUGCCUCAUGCUGGAUGGCACCCUCGACUUGGGCAGCGGCCACAGCCACAGCCACAGCCGUCACCAGCAGGAGCAGAGGACCGAGGGCCACAGUGGCCUUCGCACCAUCUCCAUGGACACCCUGCCCCCUUACGAGGCCGUGUGUGGGGAUGGCCCCCUAUCAGGCCUCCUGCUGCUGCCAGGACUAGGACCAGGUCCAAGGAGCUCACAGGGCUCACCGGUCCCAACCCGGACAACAGCCUCCAGCCCGGAGAGGAUCGUGUGAGUGAUCCAGCCAGCCAGGUCCUGCCGGUCCCUCUAGGCUGAGCCACAUCCUUCAGGCACACACAGGCACAUACACACAGAGAGACAUGCACACCCAACUCAUGCACACACAUAGAUGCAACUUGUACACACACAGACAUACACACUGACAUGCCCCAUGUGCACACACAGAUCUAGACAUGCCCCACAUGUGUGUAGACAUGUGCACACACACAGGCCCACCACACCCACACAAAGCCCACCUGCAAAACUUUCAUUAAAAGUGAAGCCUUCUCAGCCUCCCAUCUCUC
Molecule: messenger RNA, 1591 nt
Organism: Cynocephalus volans (Philippine flying lemur)
Lineage: Eukaryota; Metazoa; Chordata; Mammalia; Dermoptera; Cynocephalidae
Gene: BEAN1
Product: brain expressed associated with NEDD4 1
Exons: 6
Coding region: 1-1302 (433 amino acids)
Source: RefSeq, a predicted model, not a curated record